Cavia porcellus (domestic guinea pig) is the source of this 12859-nucleotide messenger RNA. It is a transcript of the gene Mpp2, whose product is annotated as MAGUK p55 scaffold protein 2. The transcript has 17 exons. Gene Ontology annotation, cellular component: plasma membrane; cell-cell junction. NCBI's taxonomy places the organism in Eukaryota, Metazoa, Chordata, Mammalia, Rodentia, Caviidae. The coding region runs from base 1606 to 3567 and encodes 653 amino acids. Gene Ontology annotation, molecular function: protein binding. The record is from RefSeq and is a predicted model, not a curated record.
CCAGUCAGGGACGAAAGUGGGCCCAGUAGCUGAGUCGGGGGAGACCCACAAUCGCUGGAGUGUAGGCCACGCCAGGCUGGCGAAAGCCCAGGCUGGUGUGUGCUGAGGCGGGCCGAGCUAGGGCAAGGAUGCCGAGCUGGUGCCUGUGGCGGUGUAGCAGGUUCUGGCCCAGAGUGGGCACUGGAUGGGUGGGAACCCAUGGAACUCUUGUUUCCUCCUGUGUGUCAGGGGGCUCUGACCCUGCAGCCUGGGGUCUGCUCCUCCAUGGGUGAACCUGUCCCCCCAAGAUGAGUGACAGCAAGGCCACCUUCUUCACUUUGAUGGGCCUGGGGCUCUGGAUGCUGACUCAGUCACGGGCCCUGAGGUCCAAGUUCUGCUCUGGGGUCCCAAACCCCGAGAGGGCCCGGGCCCUAGGGCUCUAGAGGUGCCAGGGGCUGUCCUGGCUCAUGUUCGGGCCCAGUGUCUCCUCUCCUGGCCAGUGUAUCCACUGGGCUGUCCUGUCCUCCAUAGGCACUGGGGUUAGCCAGCCCAUGAUGAGAGGGGGAGAGGCCUCUCCUCUCUCUCACAGUGCUGUCCACUAACCCUUGAACAGUGGCGGGCAGGCUGGCCCAAUGACACAGGCAGGGUGGACAGGAGCACCGCUCCGCAAGGGCUCCAGCUCUGUGGCCCUGGGUGUGUCUUCCUCCCCUAGUCAACCUUAGCCCCAGCCUCAUGGCUUACCACGGAUUCUGCCUACCAUGGAUUCUGCCCGAAGUCACCUGGUGUCGCAGAGCCUCCCCCAGAAUGACAGGAACAGCCUCCCUCGUGCUCCCUCCUUGAGAUGCCCUGCCUAGGGCUGGGCAGGGUCCUGGCUAAGGAUCCUUGCCCUCUUGCCAUCGCCAUCGGUCUGCAGGCUCUUGUCUUUUGGGAGGGAGGAGACCCAGCCCUGCUUGCAGGAAGGCAGGAGCCUCCUCCUGAGGCUGCCUGCGCUGUGGGGCUCCCGCCCUGACCCGAGGCUGCUGCCUCUACCGUGGUUCAUCCCUCUGUUUCGGGGGAUCAAGACAGGAUGCCGGGCUGCUCUCUGCCGAGCGGUCCCUUUAAAUCUCUGGCGCGCUCUUUCCAGGCUGCCUCCUGGUGUGUAAUUCCCACCUGCUGCCAUGGCAACCGAAGUGCUGGGACCUAGUCCGGGGGGAAGGAGGGUUUCCGGGUACAGGGUCUCAGAGGAGCGCGCCCCGUCCCUGCAGCGCCAGUGUCUCCCUCCCUGCGGUGACCCUCCCUGGCGCCAGCACCAGGUGGCAGUGGCAGCCUGCUGCAUUUGGGGGCAGCCCUGGGGGACCUGAGGCUUCCUUUGCCUGUGGCAGUAGCGGGGCCUCGGGUGUGGAGAUAAAUUGGGGCCCGGGCUCCCGGCCCGGGCUCCCGGCUGUGAACAGCAGGUCCUUGAGGGGCUUCUGCGCCGCCUCCUGCACUGGGCCGCCUCCGCUAGUCCCGCCCCUCUCUGAAGCGGUGCUGUCAUUGACCCCGCCCCUCCCUGAGGCGGCUCUGCCAUUGGCCCCGCUCCAUGGCGCCGAGCAGCGCCCCGCCCGCUCUCCUUGCCCGGGUCUUGGGCCCCGCGCCUCUGGGGACACCAUGGCCAGCAGCUCCGGCAGCGGGGCUUCCCUGGAGGGUCUGUCCCUGGGCUCCUCGGAGGAUGCGGAGCUGCAGAGGGAAGCCAUGCAGCAAGUCCUGGACAAUCUGGGGUCCCUGCCCAACACCACUGGGGCCGCAGAGCUGGACCUUAUCUUCCUCCGUGGCAUCAUGGAAAGCCCCAUUGUCAGGUCCCUGGCCAAGGCCCAUGAGCGGCUGGAGGAGACAAAGCUGGAGGCUGUGCGUGACAACAACCUGGAGCUGGUGCGGGAGAUCCUGUGGGACCUUGCCCAUCUGGCGGAGCGCAGCAGCCUGGCAGCCGAGCUGGCCCGCAUCCUGCAAGAGCCGCACUUCCAGUCCCUCCUGGAAACACAUGACUCAGUGGCCUCUAAGACUUACAAGACACCGCCGCCUAGCCCAGGCCUCGACCCCAUGUUCAGCAGCCAGCCGGUGCCGCCCGAUGCGGUGCGAAUGGUGGGCAUCCGCAAGACGGCCGGAGAGCACCUGGGCGUCACCUUCCGAGUAGAGGGCGGUGAGCUGGUCAUCGCACGCAUCCUGCAUGGGGGCAUGGUGGCGCAGCAGGGCCUGCUGCACGUGGGCGACAUCAUCAAGGAGGCCAACGGGCAGCCAGUGGGCAGCAACCCGCGUGCCCUGCAGGAGCUGCUGCGCAGUGCCAGUGGCAGCAUCGUCCUCAAGAUCCUGCCGAGCUACCAGGAGCCACACCUGCCACGCCAGGUGUUUGUGAAAUGCCACUUUGAUUAUGACCCGGCCCACGACAGCCUCAUCCCCUGCAAAGAGGCUGGGCUGCGCUUUUGUGCAGGGGACCUGCUGCAGAUUGUGAACCAGGACGAUGCCAACUGGUGGCAGGCUUGCCACGUGGAAGGGGGAAGCGCCGGGCUCAUCCCCAGUCAGCUGCUGGAGGAGAAGCGGAAGGCGUUUGUCAAGCGUGACCUGGAGCUGACCCAGACCUCAGGGACCCUGUGUGGCAGCCUCUCAGGAAAGAAAAAGAAGCGGAUGAUGUAUCUGACCACCAAGAAUGCAGAGUUCGACCGCCAUGAGCUGCUCAUAUACGAGGAGGUGGCCCGCAUGCCCCCGUUCCGCCGGAAAACGCUGGUGCUGAUCGGGGCACAGGGCGUGGGCCGGCGUAGCCUGAAGAACAAGCUGCUCCUGUGGGACCCGGAUCGCUAUGGCACCACGGUGCCCUACACGUCGCGGCGGCCCAAGGACUCAGAGCGCGAGGGCCAAGGCUACAGUUUCGUGUCCCGCGGGGAAAUGGAGGCUGACAUCCGCGCAGGCCGCUACCUGGAGCAUGGCGAGUACGAAGGCAACCUGUACGGCACGCGCAUCGACUCCAUCCGCGGCGUGGUGGCUUCCGGGAAGGUGUGCGUGCUGGACGUCAACCCGCAGGCUGUGAAGGUGCUGCGCACUGCUGAGUUUGUGCCCUACGUGGUGUUCAUCGAGGCUCCGGACUUCGAGACCCUGCGGGCCAUGAACCGCGCGGCGCUGGAGAGUGGGGUGUCCACCAAGCAGCUCACGGAGGCGGACCUGCGGCGCACGGUGGAGGAGAGUGGCCGCAUCCAGCGGGGCUACGGCCACUACUUUGACCUCAGCCUGGUCAACAGCAAUCUGGAGAGGACCUUCUGCGAGCUGCAGGCCGCCAUGGACAAGCUGCGCACCGAGCCGCAGGAGUCUCUCUGCUCAUCUCAGGCCGACCCUAGAGAUUCCCAGCAACUCUGCAUCACAGCAGUCCCUGUGCAGGGAUUCUCCAUCCUCACAUGGCAGCCUCUCCCUCCUCCGCUCCUGCUGCUCCUGCUGCUCCUGCUGAAUUUGAAGUCGUCUUCACAGGCCCCCCAGGGAGCUGAGCCAUGGUGUUCCCUUUUCAGUGGCAUGGGGACAGCGAUGACAGGACAGCAGUUCCUACCUACUUCAGGGCAGCCCCAGCUGAAGGACUUGUUAAGGGGAUAAACUUUAGUGGCUUUCAGCGACCCCUUGAAACAGCGCCCACUGCUCCUGGGAGGCACCCAAGUGGCAUCCUGGGCCCGCACACGUGGGUAUCACUUGCCUGCUGUGCAGAGGGCCAGAGCAGUGCAUGAGAAAGAGGCAGAGUUGAGGCAGAAUCUGGCCACAGUAGGAGGUCGCCAGGUCCCCCCCACCCCCAAUGCAGGAGGAAACUUCCUGCACAUCCUCAUUUUAAAAGAGCUCCCUCUGGUCUGGCCUGUCCCCGUCUUGAGGGAUGUGGGCAGUGUCACCUGGCUGGUCACUGAUCACACUGUCACGUCUGGAGUGAAUGGUGGACUGAGCUGCUGGAAGAAGCUGACAGCUCCACCUACUGGAAGUGUCGGGCCGGGUCUGAGGAAGCCUGGAGUGGACAGGGGACCUCGCCUGACCCCACCACAUCCCAGGGCCCGUAGCAGGAAGGAUCUUCAGGACCAUGAGGGGUUAAGGGGUUGAGAGCACAGGGUGUGGAGAGGUGGCUCACACAGCUUCAGGGCUGCAGUCUUUGGACCUCUGGACUCCCUGGGAGAGGGCAUUGGAUUCACGGGGGAGAAGCAACGGCUCUUACUGCAGGGGAAGGUGGACAGCUGGUCCCUGGAUGGCAGCAUCACGGGGACAGAGCAGCAGCCCUCCAGGGGAGGCCCUGUUACAGGCCCCAGGACCUCUAAGGACCUCAGGAAUUGUUUUUUUUUUUUUUUUUUUUUUUCUUAUUUUGGAGUUUUUGACUGAGUUUGUGUCCUGCGCUUGCAGUUUUUAUUAAAAGUUUAGUUUUAAAAUGAUAAUUUUUCUUGUCUCCUUGUCUCCUAUCUUUAUUUCUUCUGUCCUACCUCAGAAAAGCUUUUGCUUUGCGGCAAGCCUGCAUACACACCUUUUUGUUUUUAUAGACCUUGCCACAUAGCCCAGGCUGGUCUUGAGUUUAUAAUUCUCCUGACAGCCUCCAAGUGCUGAGAGUACAGUCCUGCAUGUUCAUGCUCCUCUUCAACUGUUUUUUUCUGACAUUGUGGCCUUGUUUAUUUUCUGGUAGGGUUGACACAGGCGACUCCUCAGCCCUGAGAAUCUCUGCCCGUGUCUGAGCGUCUUCCUCCUCACGGAGGAUAUUGCUAAGUAACCGGCUUCGGGUGCUGUCCCCUUGCCUGGCCUAGCCCUCCUGGUGGCCGGUCACACCUGCGUUGGAGGGGAAGUGACAGACAGCUGCAGUCAUAGGAACCCUCUGUAGCCAAACAGAAGUAACGGGUGCGCAGCAAACUCCACCCCUCUGCAUUGUGAGACCAGCAGCUGUUUGCGAUUUUACAGGAUAAAAACCCUGCCCUUUAGCUGUUAAGCGCUCAGUCUUCCAUAUUGGCUACUGGAGGCUGUGUCGCCAGGUCUGUGCUUUAAUAAAUAAUUUUUCCUUUCCAAAGUAUUUUUUCUGGCUCCUUCAUACCUCAGGAAGCGGGGGACCACCACCCGAGGAAGAGCAGAGCUGGGGCUGAGUUUAACAGGCGGAGCCUAUGCUGAGUUAAUCUGGCCCAUUCUGCGGCUGACUGCACUUGAAACCGUUAGAAUUUGCACAGGCAGGAGUGACAAAGUUCACAAGCAAACCGGAAAGGAAACUAACGGAAAGCCGAUACAGCUGUGCGGCUGUUUAAAAGCGUGAAGCCAGUGCGCAUGACUGAAAGCGGAAAGCGCAUUAUUCCGCGUGUUUCUUUUGUUAAAGUCUGAAAGUGACACGGCGCCCACUGGGACAAAGGACAUGCAAAAUGUGGGGCCAUUAGCCUGCUACCCUUUAAGAGUGGGGUUCGUGUUUCUCUGAGACCCAGGCCCUUCAUCUAGGCCUCGGAUGCCCUGUAGGAAACGGAGGGCGCAAGGCAAGACCUUCACUGUGCAGCCUUCAUUGCCUAAAGCUUUAGUUUCAGCUGUCGCCGAAGGUAGCGCCUGGGCGGUCGCGUGGCAGGGGAGAACCGCCACAGCACGCGGCGGUUCCGCACUUGUACGCGGCCACUCCACGGGCCUUGCGCAAUCCAGCGUGGACUGUGUGACGCGACUGCAUUCCGGUCUCGCGGAGGCACCGAGGCGCGGCCUGGGCAGAAGAAACGCGCACUGGGGCGGGGCCGGAAGUCCCGCCCCCUUUGGACUCCGCCUUCCAAGCCACCGCCUGUUCGCCCGGCUGUGUGCCGCUUUCUCCGUCAGGCCCUGACGGAAGCUCCUACUGCCCUGUGAGCUGGCACAGACGCGCCCUCCUGGAAGCAGCAGGGGCCAGGUGCUGCUGGGUCAGGAGGCGACAGGGGCAGCUGGGACUCGAACUGGGAGCUCCUUACCGAGACUGUGAGGAGGACCUUUUCACCACGCUGCAUCUCCACAGCCAGCAGUGCUGAAAGAAACCCAGGAGGGCGCAGGUGAGGCCAGGCAGCUGCCCCAGUAGCAGGGCCCUGGUAGAGGGACAAAGGAGCCCCUUCAGGGCUCAGACUGGCAACUCCACAUGCUGCCCCUCCAAGGACCAAGGACCAAGGCCUGGUGCCCACUCCCUGCCGCCGGGCAGAGAGGGCUCUCUGUGGGGGCCUCGUGGGGCUUUGGGUCACCAUGGUUCUCCAAAGGGCUGCUGCCCAGAGGGGAGGGGCUUUGCUCAGGCCGGUGGUCGGGACAGGGGCAUUUUGGCUUUUUGUUUUUGUCAUGCUUUGUCUUCCUGACACAGGGGUAGUAGUAGUCAAGGCUGGCCUUCAGCUUGCAGGCCUCCUGCCUCAGCCCCUCCAGUCCCACUGAGAUACACAUGGUGACAGGACAGGUGUGGGGACUGAGGUCUGAAGGGCAAGGUGCUUGUGGCUUUGGGGCUGUGGUUGGGAUGUGACCCCGUGCCCUCCCUACUCCUCUGAGGGACCCGGGGACAUGGGGACAGUUCCCAUUUCUCCCUGGGGUCCUUCAUGGGGGCACCUCCUUCCUGUCUACUACUGUGGAGCUCUGCAAACUUAGGGCAAGUGGCUUUCUGCCUCAGUUUCCUCCCUUGGAGGAUUCCAGAAGCAUCAGUAGCCAUAGAACCGUGCCCAUAGAACCGUGCCCGGCUCCCAGCACCCCAGGGUACCCCAACUUCACUCAUUCUCCCAGUCUGUGCUGGCACCUUGGGGGCUGCCCACAGCCAGCAGGGACCAGAUUGCAGCUCCUCCAGGUCACAGCGGCCCUAGCCCAGUGGUAUGUAGGGGCACGGGCCACAGGUCACUCCUACCUAGGUUCUUCUGAGACCCAGUCUCAUAUGUUGUUCAGGCUGGGCUCAGACUCCUAGGCUCAAGUGAUCGCCCUGCUUCAGCACCCUGAGCAGCUGCGGCUAUGCCCUGUACCUCCGGGGCUGGCUUUCAUUAAUCAUUUCCUAUUAUCGGGGCUGGCUCUCUGGGAGGCUAGGCAAGACAACUACAAGUUCAAGCUCACCCUAGGCAGCGUGGUGAAUUAUAAAACCUUACAUGAAAAUGAAAAAUAAAGCAGGUCUGGGGAUGCAGUUUUGGAUGCUGAGUUAAGCUACCCUGGAGGCGGCCCCCAUUUAACACAUAUCUGGGUUUCCCCACCCAGCUCAAAGCAGAGCCCAAAAACCUAGCCUGGUGCCUUGCUGUCCCAGGGGUGGGCACUGAGCUCGACCUGCACCCUGGUUGGGCCCUGUACACAGAGCUGGACCUGCAGAGGGGACACUGCCUUGCCAGGGUCAGGCGGACAUGGCCAAGUGCUCAGACAGACACGCAAGUGAAGGCUGCCCCGGCCGGGGCUGUGGGACCUGUGCAGGGGAGUGGCUGGGCUCAUACACCGAGCCCCUGUCCCAGGUGGGGACCUCUCCUCCGUCCGCCAGACCACACUCACCUGACUUCCGAGCCCAGAACAUGUGGGCACCCAGGGUGAUGAGGCCCAUGGCCAGCAGGAGGGACAGGAGCACCAGGACCGGGGCCAGCAGGCGGACCGUGGGGAUGGACAUGCUGGGGAGAGAUGGGGCACGGAGGCCGUCACCAGGGAAGCCCUCUGCGUCCCUGGGCUGGAGUCACUGCAUGGACCUGAGCCAGCUGAGCCAUGCCAUUCCACUGCCGUCUACGCUGUGCACUGGCCAGGGGACCUGACAGGACACUGUCCUUUGCUGUGGGGCAGCCAUAUAAGGACCCCAGGGCUGUGACAGUGCAGCCCCGGCCCUCCCUGCAUCACCAGGCAGGAAAGCUCAUUCACAUCGGGAAACUGACACGGAAGCUGUCAUGUGGUAAGACAUGGGGAUGCAGGGUCUAGGAGGCAACUGAGUCCCUGUCCCCCUGGAGAGCAAAGGGCAUGGGGACCCUGGUGCCCACCAGCCCAGCUGUAGAUGCCCAGUGCCAGGCAGGGGCCCCCAGUGCCCACUGCCGAUCCUGCUAGCAGCUACCUGCACCCCAGAGACCUGUCAGUACCCCUCUAGGCUGGUCUGCAGCUGGGGAGGGAAACAAUGCUGGGUGGAGCUCCCCCUUUUUGGGGGUCUUUUUGAGACAAUGUCUUGCUAUGUGAUUCAGAUUGGCCUUGAACUCACUACUGAGACCAGGCUAGCCUUGAACUCACAGCGAUCCUCCUGUCUCAGCCUUCCAAGUGCUGGGAUAAUGGGUGCGUCACAACUUAGCACAGGUUUCUGUAUUUUAUGCAUGGCAAAGCACUGAUGCAACACCUGCAGGCAAAUGUCACUGAAUCGGGGUGGCUGCAUCUGAGGCCAGGCAGGGAGAGCAGUGGGGAUGGACCAGCCUGGACCUUUCACCUCAGGCAGACUGUGUCCAGGGCAGUGGGGCUGCCAGGUCCUGUGGUUUGGGAUGCACACUGCUCAAGAGCCCAUCUGACAGCGGCAUGGGGGCUGAGAUGUGGCCCCUAUCCAGGGGGUCGCCUGGGCUCACCUGGCCAUGGAACCGUGGCUGCUGGAGACAGGACUGGGGUCCCCUGCUGGCGUGGAGGAGGAGGAGGAGGGGUCAGGCACCGUGGCUGGGCUAGAACUCCCUGUGGGAGGAGACGUGGCCGUGGCAUGAGGAGAAGUGGCUGUCUCUGUAUGUGGCAGUGCCUUGGCCCCACUGUGCCCCAGCCAGGGGGUAGUUGGACUGCUGGACCUCAGUCAGGAGAAGCUAUGGUCCGAAAGCCAUGGCUUAGCACUCCUGAGCCAGGCUGACCCUUGAAUCCUGAAUUCUGGCCUCAGGGACCAAUGUUUUGGAGGUCUUGGGCAAGAGCCACCUCUCAGGCAGGGUCAGGUGGGGCCAUGAAGAGCCAACCGGCAGGUGCUGGGCACAAAAUACUCGGUUCUCACCCAGGCCUGGGUGAGGGGCAGUCACAGCUCCAUCCACCCAACCCACACCAGUGUCCCCAGAACCACCUGGAGGAAAAGCACUGGGCCACAGCUCCAGUGAGUGCUGGCAUCAGCUGUGUUCACCUCCCAGCUGCUCGCCUCCUGAGACCUUGACUGGUGACUCCAGCCCUGAGCAGGAUGUCUGGGUCACGGUGGUGCUGGUAAACCUCAGGGCCUGGCACCAGGCAGCACCUCCCAUCAUGUUACAAAGCUCCACUCACUGGGUGUGGGGGGCCGCAGGGGCUGGGCUCCCGCCCUGGGCUGCAGGCUGGCGGUGGUGGCCGGAAGGGCCUGGAAAGAGGGGUCAGGGGAGAGUGGGCAGCAGGCCCUGGUGGUGACCAUGGAUCUCUCUGCUCCUGGAGGAAAGGGGAGGUCUGCCUCAGUCUCCCCGUCAGCCCACCUUCCACAUGCAAGGAUCUUGUUUCUAGAUAAACAGUGGUCCUGUGUGUCCCCCUACCCUUCGUGAGGACACUCGACACCACUGCCCCAGGGUGCCAACCCUCAGAGCUGCCAGCCACCUGGCUCCUGGGCAUCCCCUGGCAGGGCCCGUCCCUCUCAGCUCUCCCACUGCGUUAGCACCAGCCCACCGCUUGGCUCUCACCAUGGAGGUGUGGACCCCUCCUCAUCCCCCAUGGAACUACCCACACCCCAGGGGGCUGCUGCCUUCUGUCUGCAGCUCCCAGCUGUCACCAAGAGAGGCCAGUGAGGUGUGAUCCGGAGGGUCACAUGAUCGUGUGUGUCAAACUGGAGAGAGGAGCAAAAUGGGGAGCCUCAAAAACAGAUGGAAUUGGUCACAACUGAGCCCCAGAAGUACUGGAAGGGAUCAGAAAACGCUAAGAAAACAGGUCAGACUGAAAGUGGGAUUUUCAUUUUCUUUUUAGUGGCUUUAGGGACGGAGGUCGGGGACUCAGGACACCACCAGGCAGGUGCUGUGGCCCAUGAGGUGCAGCUAGGGGCCCUCAGCAAGUUCAAUGCUAUUUCCCGGAAUUAAAAGAAAGCCUUGAGGAAGACACACACCUGGCCCUAAGGGCCCCUGCCAAACAGAAGGGGAAGUAAGAAAAGCAGUGCCACCAACAGCCUGGGGCAAAUCCCGGGGCAAGUCCCAGCCAUUCAGGACCCAGGUGCCUCGGUUUCCCAUUUGUGGGACAGGCACCGACCUCAGGCAGAGAUACUGCUGCCCUGGGCCCUCUCUGGCUUCUUGCCUCUUGGCUCAUUGGUCAGGAUGGGCUCCUAGACUCCUGGGAGCCCCCUGCUCCUGGCCUUGGGCUUACAGGCUAGGGGAGAGCAGCCAGUGUGGGAGUCGGUGUGCGCAGGGCUAAGGGGUCCCCAUGAGUCCCAAGGUGCCCCGCAAGGCUGCACUGGCUUGGCCACCCUAGCUUCAUCGUUCCAGCUGCAAAGGCGAGGUUGCUUACUUGGGAAAACAGUCAGGGAGACCUCGAACCAUUCUUCCCGGCCCAGCUUCUGUGCUCCGCACCAGUACUUCCCGGAGUCUUUCAGCAUGAGGUCCCUGAGGGUCACUGUGAAUGCUAGCUCUGAGGGGCUGUCCCGGAAGGACACCCGGUUUUUCGUGGCCUCCCGGCUGUCCUCUCCCACGAUGAUUUUAUCGGAGCAUCGAGAAAUGAAGAGCCCACCCUCCCUGCACCAGUACUUUGUGCGGGUCCGCUGCUCCUCCCCGUAGGUGCACCGCAGGGUCACCGUCUCGCCCUCGGACCCGCUCAGCUCCUUCGGGCAGGACAGGGUGGCAGAAGCUGAAACAUGACCCAAACCAGGCCCAGCAUCAAGGCCAGCCCAGAACCCUCUGCCUCAGUGGCUCGGGCAGGACUGUGGGGAUGCUGGAGGCCCGCUGGGGUCCGCAACCGCACCCUGAGGCGCAGCCAGCAGCUGAGGUCACUGCCUGACUUGGAGUGUUAAAGGCAAAGGAAAAGCUGGCUCUGGGGAGACCCAGCGAGGGUCAUAAGCCAGGCAGGGCGGGGUCACCGGCUGGCCGGAUCCUCAGAGCACGGCCAGGGGCUCCGAGGUUCAGGAACGCAACUGGGUCCCUGGGGCCUGCGCAGCACGCAGACACGAAGGAGAUCCUCUUUGCACCCCAAGACGGCCGGCCAAGCGCUCCCCAACCCCCGACCCCAACCCCGCUUACCCCGGAGCGCCAGGCAGCCCCACAGCAGCACCAGCGCGCGCAUCGCAGCGGAGCAGGCAGAGGACAGGUGAGGUCUGCUUGGCUCAAGCUUCCCGCCGGGUGGCGGGGUGCGGGGCGAGGCGGGGAGUCUCGGGGGCGGGGCAUUGUGGGCGCAGUCCCGAUCGACUCGGCUCCGCCCACUUCCCUGGCAGCUCCAGGCCCGCUGUGGAUUGGGGAGCUCUGGGCUCCGGGGGGCUCCUGCAUGGCCUCUGCGGUCGCUGCUGCACACUCAGGGACGUCGCAUAGCGCGACGCUCCUAGGCGAGCAUUUCAUCUGCGGGUGUCAGGCUGAUUACCGGGAUGCCCGGUGCAGAGCUGGGGACCACCCCACUCCAAGCAUAGUCCUGGGGCAUAGGGCUACUCUCAGCUACCGGGCUGGGCACACAGGAGUCUCGAAGCCCCCAGGCCUCAAUGCCUGGGUCAAAAGUACUCCGCCUUGGCUUUGGGUUUUUAUUGCAAGGUGCAUAGAGAUUGUAAAACAAAAUAUUUACAAAACGGAGAGAGAGCAGAAUAACCACUCUACCGGGGAACCUGGGGUCCCUGUGUCCCUCAGUCUCUGUGCCCGGAGACACUGGAGGCUCGUGGCCAAAGCGCCUGACACAGGCCCAUCACCUGCUGCCCCUCUGCUUCCGGGCUCUGCGCCCGCCGCUGUUACUGACAGGCGGCAACACUGCGUCACAGGGCCCUGUCUUAUGCCCUGGGCCUGGAGCCGCUCCUGUGUGUGCAUAAGCCACAAAAGGUAAGGUUUAAACCAGUUAAAAAACGAAGUAAAUAAUAUUGAUUCUAGCAUUUCACAAGGUAUCUCUGCUGUUUAGUCCUUACACCGUAUAAUAUGUAAUCAUCUCUUUCUUUCUUCCUCUCUUAAUUUUUAAAAUUUUUGACAACAGGGUCUCACCGACCUCACCCACAUGGCCACGCCCCCACCUGCCACACCCACGGAGUGGGAAAAGAAAACCCCAACCCAGCUGGCAGACUUUGUCCAUCCAUCAGCUCCCCCAUUGUAGUUGGUUUUGAACUCAUUGUGUAACCCAGGCCGGCCUGGAACUCACUGCCAUCCUCCUGCCUCAGCCUACCCAUUGCUGCCAUUACAGUUGCGGGCGGUGACGCCAGCUUCUUUUUUCCUAAUGGUAAUUUACUCAUUAUGAGCAGGGACCAGCAUGACACCUGGGUCUGUUUUCUAUUGUCCAGGACACUGAGUGCUGAUAUUUUGAGGUAUGUUAGCUGGGGCAUUGUAUUUUGAUGUAAAAGAGAUGAAGUGUGGGAGAAGUUGUGCUGAUUGCAAUGUCCUUCCAGGAGAGUGGUUGGAGCCGGUGCGAGCAGUGUUGGACCCAGGGCUGCAGACUCCACACCUAACAUCCAGCUACAGUGGGUGGAGGGAAUUGGAGAAGGAGCUCUGGAAGUUUCCAAGAACAGUAUGUGAAUUCACCUGGCACAGAACCCUCAACAGAGCCCCACGGGACUCUACAUGUUGUCCCAGGGGCCCAGAGACUGCUUCCGGUGGACAUGAAGGGUAGAUAACUGGGUAUGCGGCAAAAUCUCAGAAACCCUGACACCAAAUGCAAGAUGACACCUUGGGUUGUGGCUCAGGACAGAGGAAGGUGUCAGUGGGGGAACCAGGGAGCUCCAGAUGAAGCCCAGGGCCAACAGCCAGGCUCCACGCAGUGUCCACAUCUCAGCUGGAGCAGCAUGCGGUACUUGGGGCUGGGAGGCUCUUGUGAGCUCUCCCGAUGCACUUGCUACUCUGUCUGUAGAUGGAAAUUUAUCCUGAAAUAUAUGGUUUGUUUGUUUGUUUAUUUA